AUGAUUUUUUAAAUUUUGUGAUUUUUUUCUAAACCUUUUGUUUUUUUAAUCCGCAACUUUUUGUAAUCUAAGUUUUUUUAGAAUACAUGAACUUCUUUGAUUAAAUGAACUUCUUCAAAUAAAAUAUGACAACUGUUUUUUUGUAGGCUAGCAGUGGAACGAUUGAAUAAAAAGCUAAAUGAGCGAAGCAGGGAGCCAGGCUGAGCGAGCAAGAGAUUCAUCUGCCGGUCCAUGUGAGUGUUACAACAACAAUUUCAUGGUUUCAACCUGGAAUAAGAACUCCCAAGGGGUUCACAUGGAAAACAGGAUACUUCACACAACUUGACUGAUAGUCCAAGAGUAACUUUGAUGAUUGUGUUAAUAACUACUUAAGUAAAUUUGCAUUACUUUUUUUUAGAUAUUAACACAACUUGACUGAUAGUCCAAGAGUAACUUUGAUGAUUGUGUUAAUAUCUACUUAAGCAAAUUUGCAUUACUUUUUUUUGCGGGGAGCAAGUUUGCAUUACUGCCUUUUCUUUGUUCAUAUAUAGAAAGUUCUCUUUUGUUUCUUCUAAACAACACAACAUACAAUAAACUUGAAAUUGCAUAUCAGCAACAUAUUUGCAUCACUGCCUUUUCUUCAUUCUCUUUAUGUAUUGCUUUUGUAGCUUGCAAAGACACUAGUUUCGUUAAUGGAAUUGGAGAGACAACUCUCUUUUUGAAAAGAAAAAAAAAUUACAUUUGUACUACAAUAUGUUGAUUUGUAUUUUGUGCACCAUAAAUAGCUUAUUCUAUGAAGCGGAGAUAGUAAGCUAGCACUGAUCUCAACACAAACUAAACAGCGUAGUUGUACUGGUUCAGCAUGCAGUUCAGCUUCCAAUGGGACAUGCUUACAACUAGCGCUCCUACUCAAGUACUCAUGUCGGAAAGUGAGGAAACUUUCUAGCUCUCAUUAAACAGCCAGAUGUGAAGGAACUUUUGCUCAACCAGUCUCUAGGGCGCUGAUCCCAGCAUUAGUAAUGUGUAAUCACAGCGGUGCGUGUUCUCACCAUUGCUGACAGUACAAAAGAAAGAAGACGAAGAGUAGCACAUCGUUAGCUGUGUCAUACAACUUUUGGGAGACAAAAUCCUUAUAGUAACCGGGGGCUCCACCCCCAUGCAUUUGUUGCACUUGUAUAUAUUCCCCCAUUGUACUACACGACCCUCUAGCUAGAUCUCCGGCCUCUUCUCUUUUAUUUCUUCUCGUCGUCACACCUACUGGUGCAUUACAAUGCCGGUGUUAAGCUCUCCUCUGGCCCCCAUGAGGCUCGUCACCUUCUUCUUCCUUGCUCUCUUCCUUGGCUCAUGCGAGGCUCGACGCCUUCUUGUUCAUGGCUCCACGGCCAGUUCAAGCGAGCCACCUCCUGCGCCGCGCAAGGCUGAUGGUUCCCCGACAAACCAGCCAAAUGAUCUAUCAACUGCGGACGCUAAGGAUGCUUGUGUUGAUCAUUUCGACGCCAAGGUGAAGUCAGGAGUGGCGGCAUCAUCAGGUUCAGCUCGGACCGCGGUUGUCGGUAGGGUUUCGAGGCGGCUUUCUCAUAGGGAUUUGCAAGUGGUGGGCACAGCGUUUCAUCUAGAUUAUGCUGGGCCUGAAACCCAUCUCCCCACUCACAAUUGAUGCAUGAGUAUGUGAUGUUUGUUCGCUAUGUAUAUGAGUGUUUGAUCGAUCCCUAUCUCUGGAGCAGGGUCAGGUCUCCUGCCUGCUUGGCAUGUCCUUCUGUGUCUCCUGAGCUAGCUCGAAUACUUUCUUGUUGAAAGAAUGAAACAGAUCACACAGUAUACAUAUGAUUUGUUGUGUUGA
This is a messenger RNA of Aegilops tauschii subsp. strangulata, 1819 nucleotides long. The record is from RefSeq and is a predicted model, not a curated record. Lineage: Eukaryota; Viridiplantae; Streptophyta; Magnoliopsida; Poales; Poaceae.